This is a messenger RNA of Chanos chanos (milkfish), 2971 nucleotides long. RefSeq names its product DnaJ (Hsp40) homolog, subfamily C, member 5 gamma a (gene dnajc5ga). The record is from RefSeq and is a predicted model, not a curated record. Bases 142 to 741 code for a protein of 199 amino acids. The transcript is spliced from 5 exons. NCBI's taxonomy places the organism in Eukaryota, Metazoa, Chordata, Actinopteri, Gonorynchiformes, Chanidae.
UUCGGCUACUGCACAGCAAUAAUCGGGAGGACACCGAAAGACAUGGUUUAGGGAGUAAAUCUAAAGAAAAAAAUCUAAUGUCUCUAUGUUUGAGCAACACAAUAGUAUAAUCCACACCGCUGGUAAAAGCAGCAGGGAGCCAUGGCAGAUCCCAGACAGCCGACAGAGCGGCCCCAGAGAAAGAUGUCCACCACUGGGGACAGUUUAUAUAAGGUACUGGGACUGGAGAAAGGAGCCUCUGCAGAGGACAUCAAACGGGCCUACAGGAAACUGGCGUUGAAGUAUCAUCCAGACAAAAACCCAGACAAUCCAGAAGCUGCUGAGAAGUUCAAAGAAAUCAACAAUGCUAAUUCCAUCCUCAACGACGAGACUAAACGCAAGAUCUAUGACGAGUACGGCUCCAUGGGGCUCUACGUGUCGGAACAGUUUGGCGAGGAGACGGUCAAAUACUACUUCCUCAUGUCGAAGUGGUGGUUUAAGACGCUGGUGGUGUGCUGUACACUGUUCUCCUGCUGCUGCUGCUGCUGCUGCUGUUGUUUCUGCUGUGGGAAGUGUAAACCCCCUGAGGAGGAUGAGAAUUACCAGUAUGUCGACCCUGAGGACCUGGAAGCCCAGAUCAAAGCUGAGCAGGAUGGUGGCGGAGGCUCAAGAGACCCUAUUGUAAUCCAGCCGCAGUCCACCAUCAACACUUCGGAGACCACCCAUUUUGCAGCCAGCAAGCCCACCUACACCGCAAAGUAGUGAGCCCUGGGUCCAGGACAGGGCCUUGGAUGUGGUCUUGCCCACUCAUGGACAACGGAUGAGCCUCUGUGAGCAAAGCAACAUGGCUCCCAGAAUCAUCUUACAAAGCCACUGGUCACACACUGGGGCGUAGGUUUCUGCUGAGAGAUGGGAACCUUCAGCCAAGCUCAUCUCUCUCUCUCUCUCUCUCUCUCUCUCUGCCUCUCUCUCUCUCUGCCUCUUCUUACACUAUAGUCAUCUCAGACCCAGUGUUGGGCUCUCACAGGCCAUGCUUCAGAAAGAGGGAGGGUUUUUUUUUGUAGUCGAUUUUGUCUGAUGUUUUCAAUGCUAAUUUGUGUAAGUAGCAUGGAUGUGAGCGUGAGGGUUCAUUCUGACUGCAUGGAAAAGGAUACCUGCAUGCUCUGGCUGCACACACACACACACACACACACACACACACACACACACACACACACACACACACAUCUUAACACAUAUCCCCAACAUCUUAAUGAAAGAGUCCAAUACAGGCUCGUGUCUCCCCUGCUAUUUAGAACUGUCGUACUAACUUCUCAUAAUAUAGAUAUUCAUAAUUUAGAUUUUCAUUGUCUUGACGUACAGGUACAGUCUCUGCAGUUUUCAGCAGUUCGUUUUUUUUCAUUAUUAGAUUGGAGAGCAGUGUUUUGUCUAAAAGCCGUAUCUCUGAUGUUACAGUCGUGCUUGACCAAAGCCUGUUAGUUACCACAUCAUUCUGGCUCGAUGCAUUCUGUGGUCAUUCAUUUCCUUUUGUCAUAAUACUUGAAACUACCUGAGAAAGAGGUCUAUGCACUUUCCUAAUCAUUCUUUUUUUUCAAUGCUUUUUACUGAGGAGAGCUAACUUUUGAGACAAACAUCAGGCUAUUGACUGAACAUGAGUUGUCAUUUAAUUCGUUUUGGGUUUUUUUUCCCCCGAUAUGAGCAGUGCGUGUGGUGAUUGAAGCCCUUGGGCCUGUGUGCGUUGAUUGCUAUGCCAAACUGCGCUGCACUGCUGUGCUCUCCUUGCUUUUGGAAGGGGACCCCCUUACAUUACGCAGAUCUUUUGGAUUAUUUUAUGUUUUGUUUUUUUUUUAAUUCAUUACAUUUACUGCUAGAUGUUCUCGGUCAUAGUCAUGCUUUUAUAUGCUCUACAAAUGUCAGAGUUUUGGUCCCAUCUCUCUUACUCUCUCUUGCUCCUUAAUGGUAAGAAAAUGCCCCAAAGUAUUUAACGAUAGGUUCAUGUCAUUUGUAGCUUGUGUCCUGUGUGUCAUGUUUGUGUCCUUUGGAGAAACCAUCUGUCCUUUAGAGUGGUGUCAGCUGACCAAUUUUUAGUGUUCAUUUGUUUUGUAUGGAAAUGUGAGGAUGGAUGUGGGUGUCUGACAGAUAAAGUAGCAGACACAGUUAGAGUGGAUUCAAGAAGUUUGAUGUCAGCAUGCUUAAUAUCCCUUACCUUAUUUCUCAGCCUGGCAAUUUAAGGGGCAUUUUCUUAUCAAAGAGAAUUUCCCUCCAUGUAGGUACUUGUAGCUUUCAGUUUCCUGCAAAGAAGUUGUAGUUUGCCAAAUCAACCCACUGGUUAAUUUCUGCAUUUACUAUAGAGUUCAAAUGGGGACACACACAUCAUCCAACAGACUGUUCCAAAGCAAUUAAAUUUUUUGUAACUUUUUUUUUUUUUAUCGUAUGUGAUGUAAUUUUCUUUCUCUCAAAAACCCUGUUACCACCUUAGCACACUCUACUGGUGUGAUGCGUGAUCUUGUAUUUUAAUGAAUCUGUUUUUAGGUGAAAGCAGUACCAGUGACUGUGUGUUUUCAGGACAUGUACAUAAUGUAACAUGUUAAUCACAUCCUUAUGUAAAUAUGGCCGUGUAAAAACCCCAGAGGUUUAAGUCGAAACAGAAUAUGGACAUUUCUCAGCACAUGUACCUGUGACUGAAUGAGCCAAUUUUUUUUUUGUCAUGCUCCACAGUCAGGAGGACACUGACUGAAGCCAAACACUGAUUCCAGCAUUUGUGGUCGGCUGAGGAGAGUGGACCAGAUUGCACUGUCCUGUGAACACGGCUUGCCCUGUGUGAGUGUUCAUGUCACUUAACCAGCAGGACCCUGACAUAUGUGUCCUGCCAACUCUUCAUGACUGGAUCAUUCUUGCUCUCCCUCUACUCCUGUUCAACCUAGGUCCUCCAGCAGAAAUUUCAUUAAAUGUCUAUUUAUAUUGUCAAAAUCUAAAUGAAUUAAAAAGAUGA